Racocetra fulgida is the source of this 340-nucleotide messenger RNA. NCBI's taxonomy places the organism in Eukaryota, Fungi, Glomeromycota, Glomeromycetes, Diversisporales, Gigasporaceae. The record is from the annotation of a GenBank genome assembly.
AUACUGGUUCGAAAAAGGCAGGGUACUCUUUUUUAAUUAAUGCUUCUUUUUCUAAAAUUAAUAAUCCAGAGGCAUUGGUGUUUAUUAACAAGAUGAAAGACAAAUAUAACCAUAAAUUAGAUAGGUUGAUGAUUGAAUUUGAAGAAUCUAAAAAAUUCACAAAUGAAAUAUUAGAAGACAUUAAGUUUAUGACAGGUUUAUGCAAAAAUGUUUUGGGUGAUGAUUAUCAAAAGUUCUUAGGUGAUUUUUAUCUUUGUAGUGAUAGUUUUGUAGAAGAUGACUUCCAACAAGGAUAUGAUAAACUUACAGAAAACUACUCUAAUGCUCAAAAUUACCUGAA